This is a messenger RNA of Solanum dulcamara, 4126 nucleotides long. RefSeq lists its product as uncharacterized. Gene Ontology annotation, molecular function: GTPase activator activity. NCBI's taxonomy places the organism in Eukaryota, Viridiplantae, Streptophyta, Magnoliopsida, Solanales, Solanaceae. The transcript has 12 exons. The coding region runs from base 1527 to 3491 and encodes 654 amino acids. The record is from RefSeq and is a predicted model, not a curated record. Gene Ontology annotation, biological process: activation of GTPase activity.
GUGAAAACGCACACGUGAUGUCUUUUGACGGAGCUGAAAGGCCAUGGAAAUGUGGGAAAGGGGGUACUGUGAAUUUACAGAAAGUGACUUCCAUUGUUCGGGACAUUGGGGAACCUUGUCUUCAUCAGUCAUCAAUAAAGACAAUGGUCAACUGGAUAGUCUAGGCCAAGUGUUAACUUGGUUUCAGGUGGUGUCGGGCCUCAAAAUUGAGGAAGUGUGAGAUUAUUCCUGUUGGGGUGGUGGAAAACAUUGAUUUUCUCGCUCAUUUGUUGCAAUGAUGUGUAGGGGUUCUCUCUUCUACGUAUUUGGGUUUAGCUUUGGGUGCCUCGAAUAGAUACAUUUAAUGUAUGGAACCCAGUCCUUUAGAGGGUUUAAAAGAGACUUGUAGGUUGUCAAAAGAGAUAAUUGUCCAAAGGUGGGAAUGAAUUACUUAUAAAGAGCACUUUGUUGAGCAUCCCGACUUACUUUAUGUCUUUGUUUUAAGCUCCUAUCAGUGUUACAGGAAAAUUGGGAAGGCUCUGGAGGAACUUCCUUUGGAAGGGGCAAAGAAGUAUCGUUUGGUUUGAUGGGAGACUGUGACGAUUCCUAAAUGUUUGGGGGAGGGGAGGAGGCUAGGAGUCAGAUUUUUGAGUGUCUUUAACAAAGCUUUGUUUGGGAAAUGGUUGUGGAGAUACCGGGUGGAGCUCCAAUCCUUAUGAAGAAUGGUGAUAGUUGAUAAGUAUGGGGUAAUGGAAAGGGGUUGGAAAACUAAUGAUACCACUUUGGCAUUUGGUUGUGGACUUUGGAGGAACAUCACGAGGGAAGAACAGAUUUUUAUGAUAAUGUCUUUCAGGGUAGGGAAGGGAGUAAAGUUAGUUUUGGGAAAACAAAUGGAGUGGAGACAUGUUGCUAAUCCAAGCAUUUAUGGGGUGUCGUGUCAAAGGGACCCGGUAGUCCAGCACAUAAGGGGGGCUCAAGGGGAAGAAAUGUUUUGGGAUUUGAGGGUUAGGAGGGAUUUCAAGAUUGGGAAGUGGAGGAGUUUCCAAGAUUACUAGCUCUGCUCCAUCUUCAUUGUGAGCAGGUGAAUAGACCUGUAUGUUGAGAUGGAAGUUGGGUAACCAUUGUGUAUUUUCAGUUAAGUCUUUUUAUGAUAAUCUUUUGGCAAGGGAGAAGGAGGUGUUUCCUAUAAAGUCAGUUUGGAUUCCUUAGGUGCCGAGGGAAGUAUUUUUUUCACGUGGUUAGCUGCUGCUAGAGGGGUAAUCAUGACGGCGGAAAAGAAAGCUUGUGUAUCAACUGGUAUUAUUUAUGCAAGGACAUGAUUGAGGAUGUAAAUCAUCUUCAACUACAUUGCAGUUUGGCUACGAGACUCUGGUGGGAUAUGUUCAGCUGGUUUCGUAUGUCUUGGACUAUGCCUAGAUCUGUAAAGGAACUUUUGUUUUGCUGCAAAGAUGGAAGAAGCGGGAGGAAGUGCAGGGCAUGGGGUGUGGUCCUUCUGGCUUUGAUGUGGAUUGUUUGGAGAGAGAGAAAUAGGAGGGCCUUUGAAGGGGAUGAGCAAAAUGCUUAAGCCUGACAGGUGGCAGACAAUCUUUGAAAAGGAUGGGAAGGUACAUGGUUUUAGGAAAGUGCUGAAAUUGAUCAUAUUGGGGGGUGUGGAUCCAUCCAUAAGGCCAGAAGUUUGGGAAUUUCUCUUGGGCUGUUAUGCUUUGGGAAGCUCUGCUGAAUACCGAAAGCAGCUGAGGACAGCUAGAAGGGAACGUUACAGAGACCUCAUAAAGCAGUGUCAAGCAAUGCAUUCCAGUAUAGGAACUGGUUCCCUUGCUUAUGUUGUUGGGUCCAAAGUCAUGGACAUGAGAACAAGUUCCAAAGAUGACUGCCGAAGAGAAGCUGAUGUCAAGAGCAGUCAAGCUUCUGAUGUAAAUACUGACAAUUUAUACGGUUACAGUGAUUUUGAUAAUAAUUGUAUAGACACACCACAUGCACAUCAAAGGGAAAACUCUAGUGAUUCUGGUGACCUUAUAAGUGCAAGGGGAAGCACAGAUGGGGCAGCAUUGGACUCUUUCUUUUCUGUGCCUACUUUGGGUCCAUACGACCGCCGAUCCUCCGAACUUGGGGGUGAAGCAUGUCAAUCAGAAUCUGUAAAUGAGAACUACUUUGAUUUUCCUGCUUUACCUGUUACAGACUUAUUUGGGAAGAGUGUAAAAAAUAAGAAAGGUCAUAGGUCAUAUGGUAAGAGAAUUUUAGCAAGGCGUAAAUUGAAAUAUGGAGAUGACAAGAUGCACAGUUUCAGAAUAAAUAAGAAUGCAGAUCUAGUCGUAGAAGCAAAUGUUUCCUCAUCAUAUGACGUGUCUCAUUCCCUGAACUCUGAAAUUGAGAGGGUUCGUCCUACUGGGCCGGAUUCAUUGUCAUGGUCUGGAAAAUUCCAGGAACGUGAAACAGAGAUUGUUAGCAGAAUCAGAAUAUCUGACGCAUCCGACACUCCAAAUAUGAAUGCAAGAACACCUCCAAGUGGUGGUUUCAGUGAUGAAAGAGUUUCAGAAUGGCUCUGGACAUUACAUCAGAUAGUUGUUGAUGUAGUCAGAACAGAUAGCCAUCUUGAAUUUUAUGAGGAUAGAAAAAAUUUGGCUAGAAUGUCAGAUAUCUUGGCUGUAUAUGCAUGGGUUGAUCCGGCAACGGGAUAUUGCCAAGGAAUGAGUGAUCUUUUGUCUCCUUUUGUUGUUCUGUUUGAGGAUAAUGCUGAUGCAUUCUGGUGCUUUGAGAUGCUUCUACGGAGAAUGCGUGAGAACUUUCAGAUGGAAGGACCAACUGGUGUCAUGAAGCAAUUACAAGCUCUGUGGCAUAUUGUGGAACUUACAGAUCGGGAAAUGUUUUCUCAUUUGUCAAGCAUAGGUGCUGAAAGCCUUCACUUUGCCUUCCGGAUGCUGUUGGUGCUCUUCCGCCGAGAAUUAUCUUUUAAUGAGGUUCUUUGUAUGUGGGAGACUUUGCAGAUGAUGUGGGCUGCAGAUUUUGAUGAAUCAAUUGCUUUUCAUCUAGAGGAGAACUGCCCUGAAAUAUUGGUCAUUCAGAUUCCAAAGGAAUCUGAGGCAGAAUCUGGAGAAGAAAAUUUUGAGAAUAACAAUAGUGAUUCAAAGGAUGACUCACCCUCUAAACAUGGAAGUGGAGAGCGUACCGUGUCUGAAAACAACGGGAUGAAACUUUCCUUAGCUCAUCCAUUUUGUGGCCUGACAAGGAAUUUUUGGUCCAAAAGUAAUGGCAUGCACAAUGUUAAUAUGGUCUCAUCAACAAGGAGUACUGUUGAUGAAUUACCAGUUUUUUGUGUAGCAGCUAUUCUUGUCAUGAACCACCAGAAGAUCAUUAAACAAACUCGCUCAAUCGAUGAUCUUAUCAAGAUAUUCAAUGACAAUAUGUUAAAGAUUCGGGUCAAGAGGUGUGUACGGACUGCCAUCAAACUGCGGAGGAAGUACUUCUACAAGCUGAUUAAAGGUAGAAAUCCAGCAGCCCAAAAUGGUGACUGAGUGUUUGGUCUCUUCCAUUUGCUUAGAUGGCCAGGCAGAUCUCUCAUGUGGAGUUGUUAACUGUAAUAUGAUUUUAACGUUGGAGUGCAGAACAAUUAUCAGAUAUAGUUUUAUUUGGAGUUUUUACAACAAUGUGAUUGGCAUUUGAGUAUACGUCCAUGCACUACCUUCACCCAAGGACUGUUAAGUUGCAUGUUUCCUUUACCUUGGUUGGUGAAUACAAUCAAGUGGUUAGGGAACACGAAAAUUUUUCUGUCCUAAAGUUAGUGGUAAGGAUUAUGUAUCAGCAGUUUCGAUAAACUUGUCAGCAUUGAGAUGUCUCAGGGGAAAGCUUAAGAAUUGAUGAGAAUUAGGAGGGUCAUUCAGAUGAUAAUAUUUCUGGAGAAGAAAUUUUUUAUGAUUUUUUCAUAUCUUUGUUACCUAACUUGUCUUGAAACAGUAAAAAAUAUUUAUUUCUCUGGGCCAAAUGUGUUGUGCCGUACUUUAUGUGGAAUUAUUCAUGCUCUUCAGAGUUGUUUGCAUGCAGAUUAACUCAUUGCCGUCAUCUGUCUCUCUCUCUCCAUAUAGUAACUGCUGAUCAACUACAAAAACAGAUUCAUGAGAGAACCUUCUAUUAUAACGUUGUUGGUGAAUUA